UUUUUUUUUUUUUAAGAAAUCACACGAGGCCUGAACAAAAAGCUUUUCGACCAUUCAGAGGCUGCUUGCAUUGUGCAGCUGUUCCUUGACUGCUGAGAACAUCUCCCGCGGACAAUGCAGUACCUGAAGGGAACACGGCACAUGGAGCUAUUCAGGAGUUGCAGGACCUGGGAUUGUUGCCAGUGUCCUCUGUGGAAGAUUGGGGUUCUUUUUUCUUGGUCAGACCCUGAUAAGCAUAUUGCAGUUUGUGGCAGUUGUUGUUUUUUGUUGUUUGCCUGCCAGCAUUAGUUUCACAAUUUUAUUGCAAUGAUGCCUUCCCAACAUGCUGGCACGUAGGGGAUUUUUUCUUUCCUGUUUUGCUCCCACCUCCGUGAAAUGUACAGUGAGACUUUGAUUGGUCAUAGUCCACUCACAGUUCGCAAUGCAUUACUGUGUGGACUGAGUUCCCAUGACUCUGGCUCCCCAGGACAAUGUCUCUUUCUUCACCAAGCUGAUGGUAAAUAUCUGGUUAGCUUCAUCUAUUUAAAACCAGCCAAGCAGGAAUCCUAGUGCUGGAGAGAGGAUUCUUUUGUUUUUUGUUUGGUGAAGUAGAGAAAUAAAGUCUCCCCGCUGAACUACUAUGAGGUCAGAAGCCUUGCUGCUAUAUUUCACACUGCUACACUUUGCUGGGGCUGGUUUCCCAGAAGAUUCUGAGCCAAUCAGUAUUUCGCAUGGCAACUAUACAAAACAGUAUCCGGUGUUUGUGGGCCACAAGCCAGGACGGAACACCACACAGAGGCACAGGCUGGACAUCCAGAUGAUUAUGAUCAUGAACGGAACCCUCUACAUUGCUGCUAGGGACCAUAUUUAUACUGUCGAUAUAGACACAUCACACACGGAAGAAAUUUAUUGUAGCAAAAAACUGACAUGGAAAUCUAGACAGGCCGAUGUAGACACUUGCAGAAUGAAGGGAAAACAUAAGGACGAGUGCCACAACUUUAUUAAAGUUCUUCUGAAGAAAAACGAUGAUGCAUUGUUUGUCUGUGGAACUAAUGCCUUCAACCCUUCCUGCAGAAACUAUAAGAUGGAUACGUUGGAACCAUUUGGGGAUGAAUUCAGCGGAAUGGCCAGAUGCCCGUAUGAUGCCAAACAUGCCAACGUUGCACUGUUUGCAGAUGGAAAGCUAUACUCAGCCACAGUGACUGACUUCCUUGCCAUUGACGCAGUCAUUUACCGGAGUCUUGGAGAAAGCCCUACCCUGCGGACCGUCAAGCACGAUUCAAAAUGGUUGAAAGAACCAUACUUUGUUCAAGCUGUGGAUUACGGAGAUUAUAUCUACUUCUUCUUCAGGGAAAUAGCAGUGGAGUAUAACACCAUGGGAAAGGUAGUUUUCCCAAGAGUAGCUCAGGUUUGUAAGAAUGAUAUGGGAGGAUCUCAAAGAGUCCUGGAGAAACAGUGGACAUCGUUCCUGAAAGCGCGCCUGAACUGCUCAGUUCCCGGAGACUCUCAUUUUUAUUUCAACAUUCUCCAGGCAGUUACAGAUGUGAUUCGUAUCAAUGGGCGUGAUGUUGUCCUGGCAACCUUUUCUACACCUUAUAACAGCAUCCCUGGGUCUGCAGUCUGUGCCUAUGACAUGCUUGACAUUGCCAGUGUUUUUACUGGGAGAUUCAAGGAACAGAAGUCUCCCGAUUCCACCUGGACACCAGUUCCUGAUGAACGAGUUCCUAAGCCCAGGCCAGGUUGCUGUGCUGGCUCAUCCUCCUUAGAAAGAUAUGCAACCUCCAAUGAGUUUCCUGAUGAUACCCUGAACUUCAUCAAGACGCACCCACUCAUGGAUGAGGCAGUGCCCUCCAUCUUCAACAGGCCAUGGUUCCUGAGAACAAUGGUCAGAUACCGCCUGACCAAAAUUGCAGUGGACACGGCUGCUGGGCCGUAUCAGAAUCACACUGUGGUUUUUCUGGGAUCAGAGAAGGGAAUCAUCUUGAAGUUUUUGGCCAGGAUAGGAAACAGUGGUUUUCUAAAUGACAGCCUUUUCCUGGAGGAGAUGAGCGUUUACAACCCUGAAAAAUGCAGCUAUGAUGGAGUCGAAGACAAAAGGAUCAUGGGCAUGCAGCUGGACAGAGCAAGCAGCUCUCUGUAUGUUGCAUUCUCUACCUGUGUGAUAAAGGUUCCCCUUGGCCGGUGUGAACGACAUGGGAAGUGUAAAAAAACCUGUAUUGCCUCCAGAGACCCGUAUUGUGGGUGGAUAAAGGAAGGUGGUGCCUGUACCCAUUUAUCACCCAAUAGCAGACUGACUUUUGAGCAGGACAUAGAGCGUGGCAAUACAGAUGGUCUGGGGGACUGUCACAAUUCCUUUGUGGCACUGAAUGGGCACUCCAGUUCCCUCUUGCCCAGCACAACCACAUCAGAUUCGACGGCUCAAGAGGGGUAUGAGUCUAGGGGAGGAAUGCUGGACUGGAAGCAUCUGCUUGACUCACCUGACAGCACAGACCCUUUGGGGGCAGUGUCUUCCCAUAAUCACCAAGACAAGAAGGGAGUGAUUCGGGAAAGUUACCUCAAAGGCCACGACCAGCUGGUUCCCGUCACCCUCUUGGCCAUUGCAGUCAUCCUGGCUUUCGUCAUGGGGGCCGUCUUCUCGGGCAUCACCGUCUACUGCGUCUGUGAUCACCGGCGCAAAGACGUGGCCGUGGUGCAGCGCAAGGAGAAGGAGCUCACCCACUCGCGCCGGGGCUCCAUGAGCAGCGUCACCAAGCUCAGCGGCCUCUUUGGGGACACUCAAUCCAAAGACCCGAAGCCGGAGGCCAUCCUCACGCCACUCAUGCACAACGGCAAGCUCGCCACUCCGGGCAACACGGCCAAGAUGCUCAUUAAAGCAGACCAGCACCACCUGGACCUGACCGCCCUCCCCACCCCAGAGUCCACUCCAACGCUGCAGCAGAAGCGGAAGCCCAGCCGCGGCAGCCGCGAGUGGGAGAGGAACCAGAACCUCAUCAAUGCCUGCACAAAGGACUUGCCCCCCAUGGGCUCCCCUGUGAUUCCCACGGACCUGCCCCUGCGGGCCUCCCCCAGCCACAUCCCCAGCGUGGUGGUCCUUCCCAUCACGCAGCAGGGCUACCAGCAUGAGUAUGUGGACCAGCCCAAAAUGAGCGAGGUGGCCCAGAUGGCGCUGGAGGACCAGGCAGCCACCUUGGAGUAUAAGACCAUCAAGGAACAUCUCAGCAGCAAGAGUCCCAACCAUGGGGUGAACCUUGUGGAGAACCUGGACAGCCUGCCCCCCAAAGUUCCACAACGGGAGGCCUCCCUGGGCCCCCCGGGAACCUCCCUGUCUCAGACCGGUCUAAGCAAGCGGCUGGAAAUGCACCACUCCUCUUCCUACGGGGUUGACUAUAAGAGGAGCUACCCCACGAACUCGCUCACGAGAAGCCACCAGGCCACCACUCUCAAAAGAAACAAUACUAACUCCUCCAAUUCCUCUCACCUCUCCAGAAACCAGAGCUUUGGCAGGGGAGACAACCCGCCGCCCGCCCCGCAGAGGGUGGACUCCAUCCAGGUGCACAGCUCCCAGCCAUCUGGCCAGGCCGUGACUGUCUCCAGGCAGCCCAGCCUCAACGCCUGCAACUCACUGACGAGGUCGGGGCUGAAGCGUACGCCCUCGCUAAAGCCGGACGUACCCCCCAAACCUUCUUUUGCUCCCCUUUCCACAUCCAUGAAGCCCAAUGAUGCGUGUACAUAAUCCCAGGGGGAGGGGGUCAGGUGUCGAACCAGCAGGCAAGGCGAGGUGCCCGCUCAGCUCAGCAAGGUUCUCAACUGCCUCGAGUACCCACCAGACCAAGAUGGCCCGCGGCAGAGCCGAGGACGAGCCGAGGACGCUGGGUCCUCCUCUCUGGGACACAGGGGUACGCACGAAAAUUGGGCCGCGUGGUUUGGUGAAGGUUUGCAACGGCGGGGACUCACCUCCAUUCUCUUCCUUCACUCUUCCCCCACACCCUACAAUAUAGGUCGGUCCCACAAAAGACUUCAGUUAUCAUCACAAACAUGAGCCAAAAGCACAUACCUACCCCAUCCCCCAUAUACACACACACAUGCACACAACACACACACGCACAGAGGUGAACAGAAACUGAAACAUUUUGUCCAUAACUUAACGGGACGUGGCCACACUGGGUUUGCGUUCCAACCUGCAAAACACAAAUACAUUUUUUUAAAUCAUGAAAAUUUAAAAAG
Molecule: messenger RNA, 4203 nt
Organism: Mandrillus leucophaeus (drill)
Lineage: Eukaryota; Metazoa; Chordata; Mammalia; Primates; Cercopithecidae
Gene: SEMA6A
Product: sema domain, transmembrane domain (TM), and cytoplasmic domain, (semaphorin) 6A
Exons: 20
Coding region: 620-3712 (1030 amino acids)
Biological process (GO): positive regulation of neuron migration; negative regulation of axon extension involved in axon guidance; axon guidance
Molecular function (GO): chemorepellent activity; semaphorin receptor binding
Source: RefSeq, a predicted model, not a curated record